AUGGCGAAUACAGGAGGUGAUGGUCUGGUCGCCGCUCGUCACCUAGCGCACUAUGGAUAUAAACCUACCGUCUAUUAUCCGAAACAGGGCAAAAACGAACUAUAUGAGCGCCUCAAAACCCAGCUGAAGAAUCUUUCUGUACCAUUUACAUCGGAUUUCACUGCGUCUCUUGAAUCAUCCGAUCUGGUAGUGGAUGCUAUAUUCGGUUUUUCAUUCAGCGGGCCGCUCAGAGACCCGUUUCCCGCCAUAAUAUCCCAACUCGAGCGGACCGAGGUUCCGGUACUGAGCGUUGACGCACCCAGUUCAUGGGACAUCGAGUCUGGGCCGCCCAAGGAUGGCCCUGGCUCGAAAUUUAUGCCUGACGUGCUGGUCAGUCUAACAGCCGCUAAGCCGUGUGCGAAAUGGUUCAAGGGAAGACAUUUCUUGGGCGGAAGGUUCUUGACCCCUGAUAUUGCGGGUAAGUAUGGGUUGGAUCUUCCGGAGUAUCCAGGGGUUGAUCAGAUCAUGGAGGUCGAUGUGAACGGGGACGGGGGUGGGAGGCUCUGA
Arthroderma uncinatum is the source of this 546-nucleotide messenger RNA. RefSeq names its product NAD(P)H-hydrate epimerase. Bases 1 to 546 code for a protein of 181 amino acids. Gene Ontology annotation, cellular component: mitochondrion. The transcript has 2 exons. Lineage: Eukaryota; Fungi; Ascomycota; Eurotiomycetes; Onygenales; Arthrodermataceae. The record is from RefSeq and is a predicted model, not a curated record. Gene Ontology annotation, molecular function: NAD(P)HX epimerase activity.